Molecule: messenger RNA, 1008 nt
Organism: Bemisia tabaci
Lineage: Eukaryota; Metazoa; Arthropoda; Insecta; Hemiptera; Aleyrodidae
Source: RefSeq, a predicted model, not a curated record
CAGUAAAGUAUGGAAAGCUGCACGGCCACAAAUUGAGCGACGUUUUUUCAGCCUCGGUAAAUUUGAUACUGGCGAAAAAAUUAAAUUCCUAUCUCGGUUUGUCGCGUUUGCAUCGGUGCAGGAACAAAAUCUCGCCGUGCGCGGUUCUUAUUCUGCUCUUCUAUGAGCCUGUCAGCGCCUCGGAGUCGUACGUUUCCAACGGGAUUUUUCUUUUCUCUCUUUUCUCUUCCUCCGCGAGGCUGAGACGCUAUGCACAUUCGCCGGGGUCCGAUAAGAUAGUCUCUGUGAGGAUUAGCUGUACUAUCAAUUCGAUCAGAGCUGAUUUUGGUGGCAAAUGGAUGAACAAUGCUGUCCUGGGAUAAAGUGCUCGUCUCAAUAACUGUACUCGUCGUUUGCCUUCACUUCUUAUGUGCAAACGCCAUUUGCUGUUAUGGACAAAGAGAGGGCCUCUCUGUGUAUUGCCGAGAUGGAAAAAUAGCCCGAGACGGUGAAUGCUGCGGCCGAGGCCCGUGCAGAUCUGAUUGCUGUUUCUGUGAGCGGGGAUGCAGAGGCCCAGCCGGAUCCCCAAAUGAUCUCCGCUUGGCUGAGAGUCGACAACAAGAGCAAUGGACAUUCGUGGACAACAAUUCCUCCGCAUACAAGAUGGCUUAAACUAUUUUCUCCGGAUUAAAAAGCACGCUUAACCAUUUUCUUCGCAAAAAAGAGCGCGUUUACAGUUUCCUUUGCAAAAAGCUAUGCGCUUAGCUGGUUUAUGCAACCUGCCUUCAUAUUUUCCUCCUUCUCAGGUGCUUUUACAUUUGUUAGCCUUUUCAGGUGCCUUCAUAUUUGCUUCGCGAUCGGUCUGCAAUCGGCCGAUCGAGCACUUUCUGCGCCCCUGAAUCUGUGUGCGAUUCCUUUUCGCUUAAUUCCGUUCCUCUAUAUGGAUUAUUCUCGACAAACUAACGAUUCUCAAGAACAUCAAAAAAAGCCAAAUCUUCAAUUAUGGAGACCCAUCAUAACUGAAAAAAA